AUGCCUCAAAACUUGUCUGACAGCCUCGCCCUCAUCGUCAUGAGUGACGUGGUGGUGGACCCGUGCAAUGAUACAACUGCGUGGGACUGGGUCUACACCAUCCAGCCAGCCUACAUGGCAGUCAUCUGCGUCCUGGGCGCCGUCGGCAACGCCUUCGUCAUCUGCAUCCUGUGCCAGCAGCGGAGGCACCGCACGGUGGCUGACGUCUACCUCUGCAACCUGGCGGCCGCCGACCUGGUCCUGGUGUCCUGCCUGCCCUUCUGGGUGGUGGCAGUGGCUGGUGAAUUCCACUGGCCCUUCGGGGAGCUGCUGUGCAAGCUAAUCAACACCGCCAUCUCCUCCAACUACUUCUGCAGCGUGCUGUCGCUGGUGCUGGUCAGCGUGGACCGCUACCUGGCGCUGGCCCACCCGCUGACGUUCGGCCGGCUGAGGGGCGUGGCGCGGGCCCGCCGGCUCUGCCUGGCGGUGUGGGUGGCGAGCGUGGCGCUCAGCCUGCCCAACCUGGCGUUCCGCACCGUCCGGAGCUUCCCCGAGCUCGGCGUGGAGGCCUGCUACCUCGCCUAUCCCCACGGCGGGUGGCGGGUGCAGCGCAACGUCACCACCAACGUGGUGGGCUUCCUGGUGCCCGUGCCCGUGCUCACCUUCUGCAGCUACCGCAUCGUCUACGCCCUCAGGGACAGCCAGCCGGCGGGCGCCCGGUCCGGGCUGGGGGCGGAGAGGAAGGCCACUCGCCUGGUGCUGGUCGUAUUCGCCGUCUUCAUCCUCUGCUGGCUGCCGCACCAGGUGUUCCGGUUCCUGGACACACUGGACUACUUCCAGCUCAUGCCGAGCUGCACGUGGGGCUACGUCCUGGACAUUGGCACGCAGCUGUCCACCUACCUGGCCUAUGGGAACAGCGCCCUCAACCCGCUCCUGUACGUCAUGGUGGGGAAGCAGUUCCGGAAAAAGGCCAGAGGGGUGUUUGCGUGCCUUCUGGCCCGGGACACAAGGAGCAAGUCCUCCCUCACCAUUCACCUGACCUCCACGGUCAGAUGCAACGAGUCCACGAAGAUUUCGCUCGAACAGUUCAAAAUUCAGUUCCCUGAAAAACUCUGA
Megalops cyprinoides (Indo-Pacific tarpon) is the source of this 1095-nucleotide messenger RNA. RefSeq names its product B2 bradykinin receptor-like. Lineage: Eukaryota; Metazoa; Chordata; Actinopteri; Elopiformes; Megalopidae. Gene Ontology annotation, molecular function: bradykinin receptor activity. The record is from RefSeq and is a predicted model, not a curated record. Bases 1 to 1095 code for a protein of 364 amino acids. Gene Ontology annotation, biological process: vasoconstriction; immune response; smooth muscle contraction. The transcript has a single exon. Gene Ontology annotation, cellular component: membrane.